Molecule: messenger RNA, 1610 nt
Organism: Photinus pyralis (common eastern firefly)
Lineage: Eukaryota; Metazoa; Arthropoda; Insecta; Coleoptera; Lampyridae
Product: homeobox protein engrailed-2b-like
Exons: 2
Coding region: 411-1334 (307 amino acids)
Biological process (GO): multicellular organism development; regulation of transcription by RNA polymerase II; neuron differentiation
Cellular component (GO): nucleus
Molecular function (GO): DNA-binding transcription factor activity, RNA polymerase II-specific; RNA polymerase II cis-regulatory region sequence-specific DNA binding
Source: RefSeq, a predicted model, not a curated record
AACCCUUGAUUUAAUUCGUAGUUUCUUUUUUAAUUUCUGAGCGGAUCGGGAAUGUCGGCCGGUUUUUAAUUGAAAAGCGUUAAGAUUGACAUGAUUACAGUUCGGACAGGCAAAAUAAGUUUACAUAGGGAUAAUGCCAAGGAUACGUAAAGGAUGGAUGUUAUCCGCUACAUGUGCUACGAAAGAGAAAGAAAAUGUAGGUAUAUGAAGGCGGGGCCUUUCAUUGGACUUAAAGUAAUAAAGAUGACUAUUUUGAAAACUCACUCAGUUUGACAGCGUACUUAGACAAGAAAGCACUUGAUGGAAGUGUUUUGCUUAUAGAGUGUGUAAAGGUAUUAUAGUGAGUGCGCGUGUUUUCCAUUGAUUUGCGUCCUCAUAGAGACAUCGCAUGUAAGUGAUCUAAAAGAAAAAUGGCUUUAGAAGAUCGAUUCAGUCCAAAUGCAGCCGCAAUCAGUCCGAAUAGCGACAAUUCCUUAAACUCCCCUAAUUCGCCGGAGUCAACACGCACUUCCCCUUACACCUGCACAACAAUCCCUCACAUCAACGAUAACGCACGUUUAAAACCAACAAAUCAAAAUGCCGAAACCGAAAAACCAUUCUUUCGCAUUACUUCCUACGCCUUAUCUAGUCCAAGCUACGAUUAUAAUCGAAAAUCAGAAAAACGUACAAAGGAACAACCCGAGCCCACAAUACAGCAUUUAAAAUACUCGAUUCGAAACAUCCUCCAACCGGAUUUUGGCAGAAACGCUCUACAAAAAACAAACUCCGGCAAGAUCCACUUUAAACCCUACGAGAAAACGGAAAGGAAAGUCGCGCCAUUGGGGAGCUUAUGUCAGACGGUCUCGCAAAUCGGCAAAACUCACCCUCGGGUCGAGAUACCCGUCAAGCCCAAAAGUCCGCCGCCAACUAAGAGCCAAAGCCAAGAUGAAACCAAACACGAAGACAGCAAGUUGCCUACCUUAUGGCCGGCUUGGGUUUAUUGCACCAGAUACUCGGACAGACCCAGCUCAGGACCGAGGUCUCGUCGCACGAAAAAGGUUACAAAGGCGGUGGAAGAAAAGCGGCCGCGUACCGCGUUUUCCGGCGCGCAGUUGGCGAGAUUGAAGCACGAGUUUACGGAGAAUCGCUACCUCACCGAAAAAAGGCGGCAGCAGUUAAGUCAGGAGCUCGGUCUUAAUGAGGCGCAGAUUAAGAUUUGGUUUCAAAAUAAAAGGGCGAAAAUUAAAAAGUCGACGGGGGAGAAACAUCCGCUCGCUUUGCAGCUUAUGGCGCAAGGGUUGUACAACCACUCCACGGUGCCCUGCGACGAGGAUGAAAUGCCGUUAAGUCCCUGAACGACGAAAGCUUCCCAUUUUUGCUAUUUGUACGAGUGCGUACAAACCAAAGCUCCUUUAGUUUCAAUUUAGUUGAGAUUCACUCUGGUAUUUGUACAACGAACUAAGCUUAUUUAUUGUAGUUCAUAUACGAGCUAGCCUUUAAUGUUUAGUAAUAAUUAUGGAAUUAAAUAGACUGAUAGACCUUAUAUUAGUAGAAUGAUGUGCAAUGUUCAAUUAACGAAUUACGUUGUAUAGUUAAUGGUAGGAUGCAUUUAAAUAAACAAUUGAUGUAUG